AUGGAGCUGAGCUUCGGCUUGUUUCCAAUCCUUUCUGCGUUCACACUUUUGGUAUUGAUGAUUCUGAAACUAUUGAAGCAAUCUAAACCAAAGUUACCUCCAGGGCCAUGGAAGCUUCCUGUUAUAGGAAGCGUUCAUCAUCUUGCUGGAUCACUUCCACACCAUCGCCUAAGAGACUUGGCAGAUAAACACGGAGCUCUGAUGCAUCUCCAGCUUGGAGAACUUUGUGUUUUUGUCGCCUCAUCACCCGAAACAGCAAAACAAGUGAUGAAAACACAUGAUGCCAUUUUUGCAAAUAGGCCUUUCCAUCUUUCUGCGUAUGUGAUGGGAUAUAAUGGUGCAGGCAUCAUGUUUUCUUCAUACGGGGAAUACUGGAGGCAGCUCCGUAAGAUUUGCACUUUGGAGCUUUUGAGUAGUAAGCAAGUCCAGUCACUUAGAUGGGUAAGAGAAGAAGAGGUGUCAAAAUUCAUCAACUCCAUUAGUGAAGGAUCAUCCAUUAAUCUUCGAAAGAGUCUCUCAUCCCUAAUCUAUGGGAUCACUGAAAGAGCGGCUUUUGGUAAAAAAUGUAAAGAGCAAGACGCAUUCAUCUCGCUUGUUAAUGAAAGCAUAGCUCUUGGAGCAGGAUUUGGCAUUGCGGAUCUCUUCCCUUCAUGGAAACUACUUGCCUUCUUUAGUAAAACCAGACCAAAACUUGACAAAAUUCAUCAACAAUUUGAUCAAAUUCUGAGUAAUGUUAUUGAAGAACACAAGAUUUCAGCAGAUGGUGAAGAUGAAGUGGAUAAAGACCUAGUAGAUGUUUUGUUGAAAGUUCAGAAGCGUGGUGACCUUGGAAUUCCCUUAUCUACUGAUGACAUCAAAGCAGUUAUCUUGGAUAUCUUCAGUGCUGGAAGUGAAUCAUCUUCUAUAAUAGUUGAGUGGGCAAUGUCUGAACUACUAAAGAAUCCACAAAUAAUGAACAAGGCGCAAGCUGAGGUUAGACAGGUGUUUGACAAACGAGGAACAUUUGAUGAAAAAGGUAUUCAAGGAUUAGAAUACCUAGAAUUAGUCAUAAAAGAAACUUUGAGGUUGCACCCUCCAGGCCCUUUGGGACUGCCUAGAGAAAACAGUGAGAGGUGUGAGAUGAAAGGAUUCGAAAUACCUGUGAAGAGCAGAGUGAUAGUGAAUACAUGGGCAAUUAACAGAGAUCCCAAGUAUUGGGAUGAACCUGAAAGUUUUCAUCCAGAGAGAUUCAGAAACAGCAGUUUGGAUUACAGAGGACUUGACUUCAAAUAUAUACCUUUUGGAGCUGGAAGGAGAAUAUGUCCUGGGAUUUCAUAUGGAUUAGCAAAUGUUGAGCUUCCAUUGGCAUCUUUACUCUACCAUUUUGACUGGAAACUGGCAGAUGGAACAGACAACAAGGAUCUUGAUAUGACUGAAGCCUUUGGUGUAACCGUUGGAAGAAAAAACGACCUUAUCCUGAUUCCAACAGCUUAUUAUAAGCCUGUUUACAAAAGUAUGUAA
This is a messenger RNA of Lactuca virosa, 1500 nucleotides long. Lineage: Eukaryota; Viridiplantae; Streptophyta; Magnoliopsida; Asterales; Asteraceae. The record is from the annotation of a GenBank genome assembly.